AUGGGGAUCUCAAGCAGCCGCCUGGACAAGGGCCUGACGGCGCUGCCCGACGGCGAGCGGUACUUCGGCCUGGAGAACUUCGGCAACACGUGCUACUGCAACUCCGUGCUGCAGGCGCUGUACUUCUGCCAGCCCUUCAGGAAGGGCGUGCUGGACUACUACGCGCAGUGGGUGGAGCGGGAGGUGGAGGAGACCAUCCUCACGGUGCUGGGAGAGCUGUUCCAGCAGGUCCGGUCGCAAAAGAAGAAGUCGGGGGUGCUGUCGCCCAAGCGGUUCGUGCAGAGGCUGAAGAAGGAGAACGACCAGUUCUGUGGGUACAUGCACCAGGAUGCCCACGAAUUUCUGAACUUCCUGCUCCCCAAAAUCACUGACAUCUUGGAGAAAGAAGAGAGGUCCAGGUUGCGUGCUGGCCCUAACGAGCCUGUGGCCACAUGGCUGCAGCAGAUCUUUGAGGGCAAGCUGGUGUAUGAGACGCGGUGCCUGCAAUGCGAGACGGUUACAUGGACAGAACAGUCUUUCAUGGACCUGCAGCUGCCGAUUGAGCACAACUGGUCACUCACCAGCUGCCUCAAGAAAUACAGUGCUACAUCGGUGCUCUCAAAGGAAGACAAGUACUUCUGCGAGGUGUGCCAGUGCUUGCAGGAGGCACACAGACGAACCAAAAUAAAGCACGUGCCACAGAUUCUGAUCUGCCACCUGCUAAGGUUUGAUCCCAGCCAUCAUCUUAUCGCGAUGGGAUGGCUGUGCAGGCUGCGGAAAUUGAUGCAUCGGGUGGUGUUCCCGAUGGAGCUCAAGCUGUGCAUAACGACAGAUGAUACGCCUGAAUCCGAUGCCGUGUACAACUUGUUCGCCCUUGUGGUGCACUCUGGCAGCAGCAUGAAUCAUGGUCACUACGUGAGCCUCAUCAAGAGCAGCGGCCACUGGCUGCUGUACGACGACGACCACGUCACCCCCAUCCCCGACAGCAAGGUCCAGAUGACCUUCGGCUCCCACAUGCCCUACGGCAAGAACACCGAGCACGGCUACAUCCUCUUCUACGAGCGCGCGGACGUGCGCCCCAUCAGGCCCCUGCCCCGCAUUCCCAGUCAGGCCAGCAUCUCCAGCAGCUCGGACGUCAGCCACAACAAGUUUCGAAAGUCACCUUCACGAACUGCCGGCAUCAGCGAGCCUUUAGGGAGGACUUACAGCGAGCCUGCGCCCGAUUAUUUGGACUCCGGCGGAGCGGCCAAGCCUCCGCGGGGGGCGUCGGAGCUGUCGCGCGGCAGCAGCGAUGCUGGGCACGGCAUGGGCCACGAGCCUUUGCAGAGCAAGUCGGGCAAGUCGCGAUUCGGGCUGGGCUACCUGCGUGGGUCGUCCAAGAGCUCCAGCAGCGCGGACGGGUCCAAUCACGGGAGCGAGGGCAAGGGCCGGCGGCACAACGGACUGGGCUCGCAGAAGAACCCGUUCUCCAAGAGCCUGUCGUCGCUGGGAACCCUGCAGAGGACGUCCUGA
Ostreobium quekettii is the source of this 1491-nucleotide messenger RNA. The record is from the annotation of a GenBank genome assembly. NCBI's taxonomy places the organism in Eukaryota, Viridiplantae, Chlorophyta, Ulvophyceae, Bryopsidales, Ostreobiaceae.